Schistosoma turkestanicum is the source of this 600-nucleotide messenger RNA. Lineage: Eukaryota; Metazoa; Platyhelminthes; Trematoda; Strigeidida; Schistosomatidae. The record is from the annotation of a GenBank genome assembly.
AUGGGAAACUGUUUUGGAUUUCGAAGUGAAAGUUCGUACCUUCUGGAUCAAGAGGCUUACGAAACUCAAGAUGACCAAGAUGAAAGCCCAAGGACAGAUCAGCAUCAAAUGCCUACUUAUCAUAUUAGCCCAGGUUUGCCUAUUCUUGCAUCGGAUUUAACAGAAGAAGAACAAAUAGAAAUUGUUAAACGUAUUCAUAUGAUUCAAUUUCUUCCUUUAACAAAUUAUAUGCCUAUGAAUAAAGAAAAAUUACAAGAAUGUAUUAUAUGUAUGAAUGAUUUAAAACUUGGUGAUGAAGUACGUUAUCUACCAUGUCUACAUACUUAUCAUCGUCUAUGUAUUGAUGAAUGGCUUAUGCGUUCAUUUAGUUGUCCUACAUGUUUGUUAAAUUUAGAACCGGAUACUUCACUGACUACUACUACUACAACAGCGCCAAGAUUGCAAACAAUGAUUUCAUCAGAAAAUACUAUUGUACCACCACCAAUAACAACAUGUGGUUCACCUCCAACAACAACAUACAAUACAACUGAUUUGAUUACAUCAUCAUCACUAUCACCAUCGGUAGAAGUGGCAGUACCUGCUGAAUCGAAUCAUGGAUAA